Populus euphratica (Euphrates poplar) is the source of this 543-nucleotide messenger RNA. RefSeq lists its product as uncharacterized. NCBI's taxonomy places the organism in Eukaryota, Viridiplantae, Streptophyta, Magnoliopsida, Malpighiales, Salicaceae. The coding region runs from base 2 to 415 and encodes 137 amino acids. The record is from RefSeq and is a predicted model, not a curated record. The transcript has 4 exons.
GAUGAGUAGCAGCAUGCUGACGAGGAAUGGCCGACGCGCAACUCGAAGCACGAAAAGAAAACCAAGGGACACCAAACUAACUAGGAGUAUCAAGAGGAUAAGAGCUGACAUGGCGGAGAUCAACGAGGGCCAGGAACGCAUACGAGAUGGACAGAAAGAAGUGAGGGAGAAAUUUGAAGAAAUAAGCAAAGAGACUGCCAAACUGAAAGAGGAAACUAAUAUAAUCAUCAAGCAGAGCGCUGCAAAUCAAGUCAGGCUUGACCUCAUGUUUCAAAUUAUCAAAGCAAGAUCAGAGAAUGAUGCCCCCAGGGACGCCGUUCUGACUCAAAUCUUGCGGGAACUAAUUAAUGGCAAAGCAGAACCUGAGUUCAAGCAAGCUCCCCGAGGAGAGGCAAUAACAAGAUCAAUAAAUUAACCAUGCUUCUGCGCGCGCAUACACUUAGAUUUAGGCAGUUUAUGAUUGAAUAAGUAUAAAACAACAAUCAAUUUAUAUAAAAAGAAUUGAGAAGAGGCCUCUAAUCACAAGGCUUAAGUCCUUAACAU